AUGCAUCUGGCGUAUCAGAAGAUAAGCCUCGAACGAUACGAGCUUGGUACUACUUACAUAUGGAGUGAUCCAGCAGUAACUAAGAUCAUGUUAUAUUUUAUUCUUGAAGCGAUGCCUGUAGGAAGCUGUAUAUUGUCAUCAGAAGGAUGUACGUAUGAUUUACCAGUUAGAAAGCGAGGUCCGCCAGUAGGAUACACUAAUGCCAUUAUGAGUAAAAUACGAAGAAUAGAAGCUAUAUUAUCAAAGACACAGCAUAAUGAUCAAAACAAAAAUAAUUCUAAUGACGACAAUGACGUCUCCAAAGACCCAAUAAAGGAGGUCAUACAACGCAGAUUCUUUAAAGAGCAAGAAGGAAAAAACAGCAAUAAUGGAUUUUCAUUAGACAAAAAUUUGUUCAUUAACCUCACGCGGACGUUCUUGCCUUAUGGAGUCUAUUUACAGGAAAAUGAAAGCAAAGAGCGCUUGAUUAUUCGAAAGCUGGAGUAUGCUGACUUGGACAAAGAAUUUGACUCUAUUGAAGACGCGGUAACAGCAGCUGUCAUCGAAUCUAAAAGUAGCAUUAAAAGUAUAGAAGACUGGGUUCAAAGCAUUGCUGGCAUCGACAAAGAUUUAAGCGACCGUCUGCUCAAAGUCUAUUUUGCUUGUAUCCACCCAGUUGUGCCUGUGCUCAACAAAAAGGCUUUUCUUCAAGAGUAUCGUGGCAUUGGCUCAAGCUUCCCUUUUGCUCCUCUGCUUCUCGCAGUAUAUAUCUCAGCUAUCUCCUACCUUCAAGUGUGUGAAAGAUUUGGCGAUGCCGAGGUUCUAAAUGAUGGUAAACCCUGGAAUUAUCCAAAAGAUAUACUACGACAGCUUUAUGACAGAGUUAUACAGUAUACUAUUAAAAGAUCCGGCAGCAGUAUACAUGUAGCCCAAGCGGCUGUACUUGUGCAAAUUUGCCCUUAUCAAGGAUUAAGAUGGGAAAAACACAGUUUUGUAAACACCGGUUGUCAAGAUUUGGGACUUUAUAGAUCAAGUGAUAUUCUUAAUAUUCCCCAAGAUGAGAAAGAAACUAGACGAAGGGUAUGGUGGUCUGUUUACAUGCUCGAUCGAUGGUACGCGGCAGAGAUUGGUCGUUCAGCGAAUACGCUUGAUGAGGAUUGUAACGAACUAUAUCCAUCAGAAUAUGCCGACUAUGACGAAGUGAUGGACAUUAUGACAGAAAAAGAUCAGCAUUUACCCCGUUUCCCUUCGCUUGACGAAAAAACCGCGCAACAGUACAAAUCAAAGAACAUUCCCUUAUACAGAUCCUUUGUUCAUAUGAUAAAGCUGUCGCGAAUACUAAGCACGGUCUUGCAUAAUCUGUAUACCCCCAGGGCCAGACAGCACUGUAAAGAGCAUGGUAGUGAUGCUAUCAUUAGUCGUAUAGAUAAUGAAUUAUCCAGCUGGAGAGCAUCAUUUCCCCCUCUUUCAGAAAUCGUAUCAGCUAAUCAGAGCAAUUCGUCCAACAAAGCCCACAAUGAUGUAAUAUCGACUUCAGGAAUCAUCUGUCUUGCUUAUUACACACUUUUAAUCCUCUUGCAUCGAACUUUUAUAACAAUUAGUAGAGACAGUAGCGCAAAUGCAAAAAUAUCAGCACAGACUUCUUUAGCAAUUUGCACCAACGCAGCAACAAAAAUUGUAGAGAUCUCUGAGAAAAUGAACUAUAAGGACUUCCUUCUCAUAUCAUGGAGCUAUGUGUUUUAUCCGAUUACUACUGCUACAUUCAUCCAUAUUUUUAAUGCCUGUAAUCCAGAAAAAACAGUUUCACAAUAUGCUAAAUCAAACCUUUUACGAAGCUUGGCUAUAAUUGAUAAAUUAAGCACAGCACUUUCUUCUAAGGAAGAAGAUGAAAUUUCAAUAAGAAAGAACAUUUUGAAAAGCAAACUAUGUUCUGAAGAUCCAGAGUUUGCUCAAAAACUACAGAGUCAAAACAAAGACACGAAUCUACGUAAAAAAGCGACAAAAAAGAAAAGAGUAGACAAAACUUGUAAAAACUCUAGAGGACCAUCACCGAGUAACUCGCUUAGCGAGCUAAAAGAGUCUCCGGACCAAGCUACCUCUAUAGUAACGGAUGGCUUGGAAUGGUUGGAUGGCCUUUAUACCUCUUCACAGCAAAAUAUACAACAAGGCGUCUUUCCUAUGCCAAGCAAUCUGAUAAUGGAUUACUCUACACAACAACAACAACCCUUGGACAUGCAUUCAAUUCGACAGUUUGGUUUCAAUACAACGGACCAAGGCUUAACACUGCAGUCACAUACAAAUUAUCUACUUUAUAAUGAAAGCGCUCAGGAUCCUUUACAAGCUGUGCCUAUUCACAAUAUAGCGCCAAGCUUGCUUUAUGAUAGUAAUCUGCUUUCCUUUAAUGCAUCCAACUUGGCAGACCAAACGAAUAUAAGUAAUGUAAACAUGCUGACAGAUAUUAACUGCUUUCCUGGUGAUACGCGGACUAAUAAUGCUGUACAGCAUGCACCUUUAAUAUAUCAUAAUUCGAUGGAAUUCUUUGGAAACGACCUAAAUAGCUCAUUCUGGGGUGUACCAGAUGAUAUGAAUCUAAGUAGCUUAUAUAACUAUAUAUUUCUAUCAUAA
Rhizopus microsporus ATCC 52813 is the source of this 2604-nucleotide messenger RNA. RefSeq lists its product as uncharacterized. Lineage: Eukaryota; Fungi; Mucoromycota; Mucoromycetes; Mucorales; Rhizopodaceae. Gene Ontology annotation, molecular function: DNA binding; zinc ion binding. The coding region runs from base 1 to 2604 and encodes 867 amino acids. The record is from RefSeq and is a predicted model, not a curated record. Gene Ontology annotation, biological process: DNA-templated transcription. The transcript has 8 exons.